Molecule: messenger RNA, 897 nt
Organism: Cryptomeria japonica (Japanese cedar)
Lineage: Eukaryota; Viridiplantae; Streptophyta; Pinopsida; Cupressales; Cupressaceae
Exons: 1
Coding region: 43-468 (141 amino acids)
Source: RefSeq, a predicted model, not a curated record
GGCGAUUUGGGAAAUUAGAGCAGAAUUUGAUAAUCUGGGAAGAUGAGUUUUGAGGAAGUGAACGUGAAUCCGCAAGAAGUGAGAUUUAGUCAAGAUUCCAUUUCCUGGAACUUCAACCAGAGCUAUAGCUCUUCGAUUAAUGAAAAUCCAGACUUUAGCAACGGCUUUAGUCUAGAGGCACUAUUGAAUGCCAUACCUAAACCAUCGUCUUUGAUGGUGGUUUGCCAGCAAAUGGAGAAGGGUUUGAUAAAGGCCUCUGAUUUUCCCCCUAUUGAGGUAUAUAAAGAUGAGAAUGGCAUAAUCUGGUCCAAUGACAACAGGAGGUUCUGGGUGUUUAGGAAAGCUGGGCUUACAAGCGUCACAGCCAAGCUUUCUUCAACGCCUCUCUUCAGAGCUUCUCCUCCACCGGAAAAGCGAGGAAAAAUGUUUUGUUCUGACUAUUUUCCUCUAGUUCGUGGUCGGUGGUAAUCGUUUUCUUCACUUUUUAGGUGUUGUACAUAAGUAUGGUUUAACUUUUAGCUGGUACGGGAUGAGUUGGGAAGGAUGGCUUUUUUUUUAUGGCAUCCAUAGAAUGAUAGCGAGUGUGUGUUUAGGUUUAUUUUAUGUCUUGUAGUGUUGGUAGUAUUUUCUGUCGUCACUGGCUUUGUCACAUAUUUUCUUGGCAUGGAUGAUAUGUAUAUAAGCAUAAGUUUACUAAUAUCUUUUGUCAGUCCUUUAAGAGGGUUUCUACUUAUAAUGUUAGUAUAUGGGUUUAUUUUUUGAGUCUCUUUCCUGUGCCAUGGAUCUUUUUCUGUCUCGCUUACCAUAUGUUUAAUGUCAUAAUGUAGCUGGUUGUCUAUAACCUUGAGAUUAAUUGUAUAUUAAAGUUUAUAAAUGACUAUUUUGUUCAAAUUUUGA